Messenger RNA from Myxocyprinus asiaticus (Chinese sucker), 1344 nucleotides. It is a transcript of the gene lman2la, whose product is annotated as lectin, mannose-binding 2-like a. Gene Ontology annotation, cellular component: COPII-coated ER to Golgi transport vesicle; endoplasmic reticulum membrane; Golgi membrane. The transcript is spliced from 9 exons. Gene Ontology annotation, biological process: endoplasmic reticulum to Golgi vesicle-mediated transport; endoplasmic reticulum organization; Golgi organization. Gene Ontology annotation, molecular function: D-mannose binding. The coding region runs from base 74 to 1084 and encodes 336 amino acids. The record is from RefSeq and is a predicted model, not a curated record. Lineage: Eukaryota; Metazoa; Chordata; Actinopteri; Cypriniformes; Catostomidae.
CUGACAGUGUGAAUGUGUUGAUGGCUGCAGUGUGAAUUCAGCGGACGCGUUUGAAACCCUCUGAAUCAAAAUCAUGAUUUCUGUAUCAUCGCUGAUUUUAUUUGCGGCUCUCAGUUUCAGUUUAGCUGAUGACGGUCAUGAGAUGGAGGAGUUUUUAAAGAGGGAGUAUUCACUGUCAAAACCUUACCAGGGUGUUGGUGUGUCGGGUUCGUCUCACUGGGAGUUGAUGGGAGAUUCUCUGGUCACCACAGAUCACAUCCGUCUCACUCCAGACCAGCAGAGCAAACAGGGAGCCAUCUGGAGCCGAGUGGCGUGUCAUCUGAAGGAUUGGGAGCUGCAGGUUCAUUUUAAGAUUCACGGUCAGGGCAAGAAGAAUCUGAACGGUGACGGUCUCGCUGUGUGGUACACGAAGGAGCGCAUGCAGAAAGGUCCAGUGUUUGGAAACAGAGAUUUCUUCACCGGUCUCGGUGUGUUUGUGGACACUUACCCCAAUGAGGAGAAACUUCUGGAGGCUCAGAAGAAGAGAUACACACCCCGCACAGAGAGAAUAUUUCCAUACGUGUUGGCGAUGGUGGGCAACGGCACCAUCAGCUAUAAUCACGAUCGUGACGGUCGGCCGACUGAACUGGGUGGCUGUAACGCCAUGGUGCGAAACCAGAAACACGACACCUUCAUCUUCAUCAGAUAUGUGCGGCGGCGACUCACGAUCAUGAUAGAUAUUGACGGUCAGCACGAGUGGAGGGAUUGUCUGGAUAUUCCGGGCGUUCGGCUCCCGCAGGGCUUUUACUUUGGCGCUUCAGCCGUCACUGGAGAUCUAUCAGACAAUCAUGACCUGAUCUCCAUGAAACUCUACCAGCUCACUGUCCUGCGCAGUAAACGGGAAGAGGAGGAGGAAGAGGAAGUGCUGAUUCCCAGCGUGGACAACAUCGACUUACUCAGACCGUAUGCAGAUGUGGAGGGCAUGAGCAGCAUCGCCAUCUUCUUCACCGUUCUCUUCUCCAUGUUGGGUUUGUUUCUGCUCGUGGUGGUCGGACUUGUCGUUUAUGGCCACUGGAACGAAAGCAGACGAAAACGCUUCUACUGACCACGCACACAGACUCUCAUACACAUGAACUUAUUCAAGUGUCUUUGAGGUUUUAAUUAUUUAUAUUUGUGCUUCUGACUGUUUUUACACUGUUUGAAUAAUGUAAACCACUGAAGUGAUCAGUUGUGUUUUACAGUUUGGACUGCCAAUCACCACACUGGCAAUCUGAGUUUAAAGACGCUCUGUGUUGUUUUAUAUUGUCUUUAUUACCACUAAUGAAUGUGUUUAUGCCAUUUUUUAAAAUAUGUAUUAUUACAAUU